CGUUAUUACGACCAGUCGAUUUUCGAAUUUUGUAUCAAACAAACGGAUUUUGGUGUCUUCGAAUGAUUUGUGCGGAUUUGAUGACUUGUGAUGUUGAUGUUGACGUUUAACGAUUACUGUAAUGAUCUUCCGGUAUGUGACUAAUGAUAUCUUAAAUGAUUCAGAAUAUGAAUUGACAUUUUUCCUUUUCUCAUAAUACAAAGUUCCUUUUUCGACUAGUCCACUAAGUUAUAAAUCUAGAGCUUCCACAGUAACAUGUAAGAGUGAAAAUUAAAUUAUGUACCUUUUUAUUGACUUACAAUACUUGAGUUCAUCCUUGUAAAACUAUCUAUUCAUACAUGCUCUUGAAUAACAAAAAUAAUAUUACAGAUAAUUAUUUCCCGAGUUAACACAAUAGAAGUUAUCUAAAAAGAGCUAGUACAAAAACUGUUCAUAUUUUGGUGGAUAAACCAAAUUGGUGGGUACCGUUAACAUUAUCUUAUCCCUCCACAUCAAAGUGAUUAAAAGCGCCAACAAUGAGUGAUUUAUCAAACUUCGUAAUGUGAUAUCGUUAAAUGCCGGUGACAAUUUAGUGUACGAUAGAGAAGGGGAUAUAAAGGUGAAGGGUCAAUUAGUGCAAUGCCCGAUUAUGACGAGUGGUUGCGCGAGCCCAGCAGGCGGAUCAGGAAGUACAAAUUCUGCAAGUCCGGACGGCUCGACAAGAGACGUCACUGGACCGUGCUCCUUUCGGUCACUUUAUUGGAACUUGAUGAGUCAGAAAACGAGAGUUCGAGCCCGUCCCCGUUGGCCGGUCAGGGCCCGGGCGGCCACAAGCCCUCAUUCAAAGGAACGAAACUCGCCCGACGCGCCCGCUCUUUCAAGGACGACUUCCUCGGCAAGUUCUCCCAGAUGCGCGGACCAAAUUCGGCGGCGGCGGCUGCCGCGACCGCCGCAGGUUCGCCCGCCGGUCGGGCGCACAGUCCCAAAGGGUCCGGCCAUCACGGCAAGCCGCACGACGAACAUGACGCCUCCGUAACCACAAUAACUUACGCGCCGAACAAGAGCCCCAUUAAGGAGAUGGAUGAUUUAUGGAAGCAGAUUCAGGUCGCGUUGAAGCACUUUCGGGAGAUCAUCUCGAAAAACAAGCUGGAAAUGUUGCCGGGCAACGGGACAAUCGUUCUGGAUACUGUGUGGAUGAUCAAUCUGUGGGUGAAGUCAAACGUUUCGGGUGAGAACAGCAGCAGCGUGAUUUCGGCCACAAAUCGCAUGUACCAAAGUGUCGCCAGGCUGAUCAAGCUGUGCGACGACGUGCUGAUCGACGACAAAAGCGCCGAACUCAAUAAGGAUAACGUUGAGGAGAUUUUGGAUCAAGUUGAUGAAGCUGUUAAGAACUUGGCAGAUUUGGCACGGGAAAAGAUCACACAGCAACAGCAGGCGCUGCAAAACAACAGCGGCGGCGGCGGUGGCGGAGGUGGCGUUUACAAGACGGCGCCGCGUACAUCGUACGGCAAUGCGAGCUUGGAGAUGCCGGCGCAGCGCAACUCGCUGCCCGACAUACCGUUGUCGCCGCGGGAACGCGAAAUUCUGGAACAAACAUGCUGCAAACCAUCGGUCGUGCGCAGCAGCCACAGUACGGAGUCGAUAUUGAGGGACCCGAGUCCACCGCCCAAACCGCCUCUACCCGAUAGUAAUAGUAUUAGACCACCCCCUUUACCUCCUAAGAAAAAAAAUCUAAAAGCACAAGUAAUGGAUGAUUGCUUCUGUAUAGAAUCCCCCAUCACGAGUAGUCUGGAAAGAAUGUCACUGCGGUCAAAAUCGCCGGAAUCCUCCAAUUCCCUCCUUUCCGAGAGUGCAGGCAGCAUAGAGUCUAUGUUCAACCAUUCCCGGGAAGAGGACGAACUUAUGGCUAUAAAAGACGGCGACAUGGACAUGUCUUUCGACCAUCAUAAUUCCGAUAUAAUUGGCGCAAACGGUUCCCACAACUCCUGGGAGGAGUCGUCCCUCAGUUCCAGCUUGUCAAACAACAACAGUGACCACAUUACGUCGGUGAACGAUUAUCAUCGUCUGUCGAACACCGAUUCGGGCAUCGUUUCCUUCAGAUCAUCGAGUUACUCGAAGCGCAGUUCGCAACAGAGCUCAAUCAGCUCGCAGUUCGGGAGCGGCGGUCAUCACAUUACGUCCAAACAUUCCGCCAAUGUGUCUGAAAUGGUGAAGUCGGAAAGUACGCUUCAAAACUUGUACUUGGGCGAUAAUCAACUGUCGGUGGGUAGUUUUAGUCACAAGACCAGCAACAGUAGCUCAGUAACCGUAAGCAACGAGUCGGUGUUUAACCGAGACGAGAUGGAUUUGGGUGGCGACGAGACUCCACCCGCUAUACCGCAAAAGACCAGAAAGAAGCAUGAACGCCAACCCUCUCCUUAUGACAAUGUACCUGAUGAUAGAUUAGGAGGUGAAGUUUUAAUUUCUUGUCAAAUGCACCAAUCACAUCAAAGUUUGUCAAGCAGCACAAGCAUAUCAAGUACAACAAUAGGUCAACAAGAUUCGACUAAACCACCGCCAUUACCACCCAAAAAGAAGCACAUGUUCCAAUCGGUGGCUUACUCUGUAAUGGCAUACAUGGAGAUGUUCGGUAACUGUUCGCAUACCAACGACCAGGAGUUUAUGAGACACUCAAUCCACGUGCAUCAAUCGCAAUACGCACCGUCCCACCUCAGUCAAUCGUCGCUUGGCAGUGUCGGAGGCUUGCCGACGACACAGUCGUGCUCAUUUUCGCACACCUCCUCCUCCAGCCGAACGACGUCGCAGACCCAGAUCCACUCGCUCAAUCUGCAUACCGCUGCCCAUACAUUGGACCAAAGAAUUCCAUCGCCGCUGCACUCGCCCGGCUCGGCACUGUCGUCCUCGUCCACGUCCAGCAACAGUUUACCGCCAGCGCUUCCGCCAAAACAGCGCACGCGCAAAUCCUCCUCCAAGUCACCGCCCCCCACUCCCACAUCCGUACAUCACCACUCACACCAUCACUCCGCGCCGGAACCAAGGGCGCCGUCUGUAGCGUCAGCACCUUCACCUGCAAAGACUUUGCCCGAUCUCUUGGAGCACACGGCGGCUGUGACCAAGAGUCAGACGAUGACGCCUGUGGCGACGUCGGCCGUCGAGGAGAAGGAAAAGGAAGAAGGACCAUGCGAUAUUGAUUUAAUGGAGGAACUUGAUGCCGACAAGUACUUAGUGAAGAAGAAGGAAGAUGAGGAGGGGCCUGAAAUCAGAGGUGGGCCUAUAGAUGCACUCAUCAUACAGGCGACGAAGGCUACCAAGAAUGGAGUGUUUACAUACCAAGAAGCGUUUUUAACAACCUAUCGAACAUUCAUAUCACCGUUAGACUUAAUAAGUAAAUUAAUUAGGAGGUACAACCAUUUCUACUCCCAGCCAGAUAAAAAGCCUAGAUCUAGAGAAGCUUUUGCUUUAAUUGUUCGAGUUGUUAGUGAUUUAACGGCUUCCGACUUGGACGAACAGCUGCAACAAAAACUUAUGAGCUUUGUGCAACAAUUGAUCUCGUGUGGCGAACUGACACUGGCGAAAGCGUUGCGAGUCAAGCAUCUGGAGCGACACGAGGCCAAGUUGCUGAGCAUCAAAUUAACCAACACCGUAACAAGUCUUUCACUAAGUGCUAAGAAUUUCUCGUUGUUAGACUUUAAAUCGGAACAAAUCGCUGAACAGAUGACCCUCCUCGAUUCCGAGUUAUUCAAUAAGAUCGAAAUCCCGGAAGUGCUCACUUGGGCACAGGAACAAAACGAGGAGCGCAGCCCCAACUUAACACGGUUCUCCGAGCACUUCAACAAGAUGUCCUAUUGGGCUCGCACCAGAAUACUGACGGCAGAGACGAAAGAUAUACGCGAAAAAUUCUUUUUGAAGUUCAUCAAGAUCAUGAAGCACUUGCGUAAAAUCAACAACUACAAUUCGUACCUGGCUAUGCUGUCCGCUCUGGACUCCGCACCUGUGCGUCGCCUCGAGUGGCAGAAGCACGUGCAGGAGGGUCUGAAGGAGUAUUGUGCGCUCAUUGAUAGUUCCUCGAGUUUCCGCGCAUAUCGACUGGCUUUGGAAAAUACGGAACCACCUUGCAUCCCCUACAUUGGCUUAGUCCUUCAAGAUUUGACCUUUGUUCACAUUGGCAACAGCAAUUUACUUCCGGACGGCAUGAUCAACUUUUCCAAACGCUGGCAACAGUACCACAUCGUGGAAAACAUGAAAAGAUUUAAGAAAGAGAAAACGUAUGCGUUUAAGAAAAACGAGAAGAUAAUACAGUUCUUCGGCAACUUCGAUGAUUUAAUUGGCGAGGACGCUAUGUGGCAACUGUCUGAGACCAUCAAACCCCGUGGGGGAAAGAAAACGAACCAGUGAACACCGGUAGCCCAUGAUUUAAAGCAAUAUGUUUACAUCAAAAGAAGAUAAACGAGUUUUAGUGCAAUGGCCGGUGUUGACAAAGCGCGAUUCAUUUUUUAAAUGAUUGUAGGAACUGGACGUCAUUUCUCGAGCGGUAACAGGCAUAUCAGCACCUUUUCAAUUGAAUUUUAAAUGGGUGAUUGCGGUGUUUUUAUUAUUUGUGGUAGCAUCGCCGAAACUUUACUUGUAUUAAUCUACCUUUAAGUUGAUUUAGAUGAGUAUGGUUGAAUAUGAAUAUUAAUGUGAACGUUAUCGGUAAAAUUAUCCCAAAAACACGCAUGCAUUGUGUGUACGUAUUAUAUAUAAAAUUUAAUUAUCGAAGGAAUUGAUACUUGACAUAAAAACACAACGACGCCUCGGAAGUCGUUUUUAUUAUAGUUGCCUUAUGAGUAUUUCGCGCUGAAAAACACCGCAACACAUAAUUAUUGCCUUUACCUAAGCAAUAUUUUUUCUAGUCAUUUUAUUUGUUUGAUUUUGUUGUACAUAUUUUACAUUACGAUAGGAAUAGGUGAUGUGUGUAUUUAGUUGCCAUCAAUUGGUGAAAUCUGAAUAUAAUUCAAUAUUCCGAGUUUACCAAGUUUUAUUUCAUUUUUAUUAUCGCGUGCUUUAAAAGUACAAAGGCAAAUGUCUCAUUAAAAUAAACUUUAUUUGUUAACUAGGCAUAUAAGUAUGCGAAAUGAGCACAAAAUGGUUUAAGACAAGUUACAAUCUUAUGAAUCUUCUCCGCUAAUAGAUAAUGUUGUCUAUGUUCACAAUGUGAAGACUUUCUUAUUUGUGAAUAUUCGCCAAACUACUUUUUCUAAGUGUUUUACUUACACAUAUCAGCACAAUACCAAUUUUGCAGAUAUUUCUAUUUUAAGAGUGACAAAUAUAUACGUAUUAAAUAAAUAGACGUAAUCGGUAGCGGGGAUGUGUGUGUCAGCCACUAAACUAUUUUAAAAUUUCUGCCUAAAACUUUCGUUUUACUCUUUCAAAUGUUGCAAAUCUCGUGGUAAUUAAUGUACUUCUUUAUCUUUGCGAUUGGGCUUUAUUAGGGAAUUUAGGCUAAUUAAUCAAUAAACCUUACCAAAAAAUUUAACAAAUUAUAUAUUAUAUAAAUUCUAAUCGUUACUUAAGACAAAUAUAUUUGCCAUCUUAAACAUAAAUUUAAAUUAGAAUGAAAUUAUUCUGAUGCUUAUUUUUUAUAACAACUUUAGUCAAAUUUGUAUAAAAACUAAUGUUUGGAGCGAUAUUAUAAAUUAUUUUUUAGACAAUGAAUUAUUUGGCAUCGAAAUUAGGAUUAAUUAUUUAACUUAGGCGAAAGUUUGUUCAUAAGUUCAUAUAGAAUAUGUGUAAGGUCCUAUCUUUUCCUUUGUUCUAAAUCGAUAGGCGAAUUGCUGUUUUGUAUAAAACAUGAUUGUAUCACUAAAAUUCCAUCCACAUACGCAAAUCGUAUACAUACACUCCUGUUGAGCUAGUGCAGAUGUAAUGAUCAUAUUUUAUAUAAAAUUGUCUUCGGUUUCCUGGAUUACAGAUUUCCUAAUCACAAAUAUACUUCCCUUGUAAAGUUAUCUUUACUAGGUGGAAAUCUGCAAAACAUUUAAAAAUACUUAGCAAAUCUUUUAAGCUUUGUGUAUAAGACUGAACUUUUCUUAGUGUAUUUUUAAAUUUAAAUGUUUAAAAUAAAGAAAAAACUAUCAGUAUACAAGACCAUAAAAUUUAUAUUUUUUAAACAAUCUUUCGAUUAUUUUUUUCUAACUUUAUUGAAAGGACUGAAUAUGAUAAUGUGUGUGUUGUGAUCCAGUAUAAGUAUAUCUGCGUGUGUUUUUGGAUGUCGCUCCCUAAGAGUUGGUUUGCUCAAGCAUUACAAAACAAAUUCAAUUUAUCUGACAUAAACUUCAAGUAAAAAAUUUUCGAACAAACUGCUUCAUUCGCAUCCUCGAGAGCGACAGUGCAAAAACAGAAAUUGCGAAUGAUGGUGUUUUAGCACUUCUUCCAUAUAUUGCUAGUAUUGCAAGAUUCGUGAAAAUCAAUGUUAGAUUAAUUAACUAAAAAACUAGAUAAAUGUGCAUAACCAUUUUAUUGUUAGAUAAAAAGUUAACUAUUAGAAGGCCUAACUAAAAAUAAGCAUAACAUUAAGAAUGGCUACUAGUAGACUGCUCUUCUCAUUUUUUAACAUAAAACUUAUUAAAUGUUUUUUUUUUUAUUUCCGUGAGUAGGAAAAUUGUACCAGAGUAUGAAUAUUCCAAGAGUUUAGACAGCAUUUAAUGAAAUUGUCAAAAUUGCUGGUUUCUCAGCGCCUUAUUUUAGGGCUUUUUGUUUAAUGAACAAGUUUUAACAGAAAUGUGUUUUGGUAGACUGAUGUAUCCAUUGGUUGCAUUUUAUUUUAAGCACGUUUCUGUCAUUCUGUGAUGUUUUACUUUUGUGUCAUAUACGUUUAUCAUAAAAAAGUAUUUUAAUGUAGGUUAUAAUUCAUUUAAAGAUGUUUUAAAUUGGUUAGUCGGAAGAGUGCAAUAAAAAUGAAUCAAGUUUAAACUAACGAGUUUGAUGCAUGUGUUUAUUGACAUCUAAUAAUUUGUAUAAAUAUUUUGUUUAAUAUAUUUGAUAUUAUUUUACGAGAUGUAUUAUUAGUACUAGUGUUUAGGCAACUAAUUGAGAAUUUAUAUAUGUAAUAAUUUAUUUAAUUUCUUUCAGCAAAUAAUCACUGUGUAUAUAAAGUAUAUAUGUAUAUUUGUUUAUAUUUACUUUGUUGUCAAUUCGUUUUCUGACUUACUUUUGUGCUUUAUACAGUAUGUAUGUUAGUGUGAUAUUGUACAUCUAAGUACCUACAUAAAAACGUGUGAUAAAUAUG
This is a messenger RNA of Aethina tumida (small hive beetle), 7246 nucleotides long. It is a transcript of the gene C3G, whose product is annotated as guanine nucleotide-releasing factor 2. The record is from RefSeq and is a predicted model, not a curated record. Gene Ontology annotation, molecular function: guanyl-nucleotide exchange factor activity. NCBI's taxonomy places the organism in Eukaryota, Metazoa, Arthropoda, Insecta, Coleoptera, Nitidulidae. The coding region runs from base 619 to 4374 and encodes 1251 amino acids. The transcript is spliced from 17 exons. Gene Ontology annotation, cellular component: plasma membrane. Gene Ontology annotation, biological process: positive regulation of GTPase activity; Ras protein signal transduction.